Molecule: messenger RNA, 555 nt
Organism: Paramuricea clavata
Lineage: Eukaryota; Metazoa; Cnidaria; Anthozoa; Malacalcyonacea; Plexauridae
Source: the annotation of a GenBank genome assembly
AUGCGUGAACUUAGAUCGAUCACUGAACUAUCAUUUGAAAUUAGAUCUUCUCGUACUUUAAAUGAAAAUCUAUCACUCAAGGAAGAAAUCUCACAUUUGAAUGAAAAAAUAAAAAAUCAAUCAUGUUUGAUAUCUGACUUGGAUAGUAAGCUAAAAGAACUUAACAAUGAACGGAAUAGCUUACUAACAGUAAUCAGAAUACUACAAGUAGAAAAUCAAAACUUUCCUCAUUAUCAGAGACAACAAGUAGCUAAUUUACAUGCCAAUAUUAAUCAUCCCCUGCAGAGCCAACAAAGCCAACAUGUUGCUCCCUCAGCUCAUAUUAACAACCUACAUCAAUCACUUCCAACUCAAACAGAUCAAAGAAGCACCAAGUGGAACUAUGCAUAUGAUAAUACGCUUGACCAACGACUCAGAUAUCAGAGGGAACAACAACAACGUGUUCACCAAAAUUCCUAUAACGAGACACAUCAGUCACAGCAACAAUCAUACCAGCCCAAACCACAACAGAAACAUCAACUGCUACCGCAACAUAUAUAUCAGCGACAACAUCUA